Molecule: messenger RNA, 1092 nt
Organism: Fusarium redolens
Lineage: Eukaryota; Fungi; Ascomycota; Sordariomycetes; Hypocreales; Nectriaceae
Product: glutathione S-transferase
Exons: 1
Coding region: 149-823 (224 amino acids)
Source: RefSeq, a predicted model, not a curated record
CUCCACCAGCAGUAGCUUCUAGACUUCGUGUUCCUUCCAGAAAGUAUAUAAGUUUGCACUCAGCUCCCUGUCAAUCAGCCAUAUCAACAAUUCACUCUGCUCAAGAAAAUCACAACUCCCCAAAUCUCAAGACACACAAAUAUCGAACAUGUCUUCUCUCAAGCCCCUCAUUCUCCACGCCCAUAAUACUGGCCCUAAUCCUUUCAAGGUGGCCAUCCUGCUUGAGGCUCUCAAAGUUCCCUACACCGUCAAGCUCUGGCAGUUCGGAGACGCCCCCAAUGGUGUCAAAGGUGAACGCUUUCUCAAGAUCAACCCCAAUGGCCGCGUUCCAGCCUUGGAAGACCCAAACAAGGACGUAACAAGCUGGGAAAGUAUGGCCUGCAUGAACUACAUCCUGCGCGUCUACGACACCGAGAACAAGUUCGGCGCACGACAGGAAGCUGGCGAACAAGGACGAGUUGACGUCGACGCAUGGAUCAGCUUCCUCGUUAGUACACUAGGACCGUUUAUUGGGCAAGCGAACUGGUUCAGACAUUACAACAAUGUCAAGAAUGACAACGCAUAUGAGAGAUAUCAAGCCCAGGCCUAUCGAUGCUUUGGAGUUUUGGAGGAGCAACUGAAGAAACAUGGUGGAGACUGGAUUCUGCCCGGGGAUAAGCCGAAUGUCGUUGACUUUCACUUUGAGCCUUGGAUGAGACAGUAUGAGUAUGCUGGUUUGAGUUUGGAUGAUUAUCCUAAGGUGAAGGCGUGGUUGGAUCGUGUUCAGGCGUUGCCUGAGGUGAAGCGAGCGUAUGAGAAGGUCAAGGCUGGGGAGGAGGUUUAAACCCAAGAAGGAAGUGUAAAACAAGGUAUUUAGUUUUAUCGAAAUAAAACUCAAUAGUCGCGAUCUCACGGGAAAAGGUCACCACGGAUUGUCGACUGACAAUAUCAAUAACGGGGUCCUGCUUAGCGCAUAUGCUGGCGAUUGCUUCAUGAUGACGGACUUGGAUAACGAGAGUGCCCAUAAUUAACAGCUUUAGAGUGGCUGGAGGGAGGAAGCUUGGUUAUAUACAAGCCUAGUAGGGGGCGGGUAUACCUAUCACUUGCUCUCUC